AUGAGGAAACCUCUGUCCUCCACCAUGAUGCAUAUGACACGCACCCUGAGGAAACCUCCGUCCCACACCAUGAUGUAUGUGUCACAUUCCCUGAGGAAACCUCCGUCCUACACCAUGAUGUAUGUGACACAUUCCCUGAGGAAACCUCCGUCCUACACCAUGAUGUAUGUGACACAUUCCCUGAGGAAACCUCCGUCCUACACCAUGAUGCAUAUGACACGCACCCUGAGGAAACCUCCGUCCUACACCAUGAUGUAUGUGACAAGCCCCCUGAGGAACCAUCCUUCCUACACCACAGCGUACGUGACACGCCCUUUGAGGAAACCUAUGCCGUUCACCAUGGUGUAUGUGACACGCCCUCUGAGGAAACCUCCGUUCUGUACCAUAGUAUACUUGACACACCCCUGA
This is a messenger RNA of Liolophura sinensis, 408 nucleotides long. RefSeq lists its product as uncharacterized. The record is from RefSeq and is a predicted model, not a curated record. The transcript has a single exon. The coding region runs from base 1 to 408 and encodes 135 amino acids. Lineage: Eukaryota; Metazoa; Mollusca; Polyplacophora; Chitonida; Chitonidae.